Messenger RNA from Equus quagga, 2000 nucleotides. It is a transcript of the gene IP6K2, whose product is annotated as inositol hexakisphosphate kinase 2. Lineage: Eukaryota; Metazoa; Chordata; Mammalia; Perissodactyla; Equidae. The transcript is spliced from 7 exons. Gene Ontology annotation, molecular function: inositol hexakisphosphate kinase activity. Gene Ontology annotation, biological process: phosphatidylinositol phosphate biosynthetic process; inositol phosphate biosynthetic process. Gene Ontology annotation, cellular component: nucleus; cytoplasm. The record is from RefSeq and is a predicted model, not a curated record. Bases 452 to 1729 code for a protein of 425 amino acids.
ACCUUAACCCAGAAAGUCCUAAAAUGCGUCAGAAAACGCUUUCUUUAUAGUGAUUGGCUUCACCGUGGGUGAAGCUUCCCUUUCUUUCACAUUUGAUUACAGACUGCUUUUGUCUUUUGCAUUCUAAUUUCAUUUUAGGGUUUUAUUCGGUUUCAUAUAUUAAGAAAGUUGCACUAGCCGAAAACUGAGUCCAAAUGUUGUGAAAAUGAAAUGUAGAAACCAGUAAAAUCUACUGCUUUUAAGUAUCAAGGUGAAUAGAACUAACCACUGCUUGGAAUGAAACAUUUUGGUAGCAAAAUUUUGCUCACAUUGGGAUCCAGAGAAGGACGUCCUGGCCCGCGCAACCGAGAAGCUGAGGCUGGACAGACAGACUCACAGACGACAAACGAAGGGCGCGCUGGCCGCCAGACCCCGCCUCCUCCCCCUUUUCCCUGCCGCCUGCGCCUGGAGGAUGAGCCCAGCCUUCAGGGCCAUGGACGUAGAGCCCCGCGCCAAGGGCAUCCUAUUGGAACCCUUUGUCCACCAGGUCGGGGGGCACUCGUGUGUGCUCCGCUUCAACGAGACGACCCUGUGCAAGCCCCUGGUCCCGAGGGAGCACCAGUUCUACGAGACUCUCCCAGCCGAGAUGCGCAGAUUCACUCCCCAGUACAAAGGUGUGGUAUCUGUGCGCUUUGAAGAAGAUGAAGACAGGAACUUGUGUUUAAUAGCAUAUCCGUUAAAAGGGGACCAUGGAACUGCAGACAGUGUAGACAAUUCAGACUGUGAACCAAAAAGUAAGCUCGUAAGGUGGACAAACAAAAAACAUCACGUCCUAGAAAUGGAAAAGACCCCCAAGGACUGGGUGCGGCAGCACUGGAAAGAGGAGAAGAUGAAGAGCCAUAAGUUAGAAGAAGAAUUUGAGUGGCUAAAGAAAUCUGAAGUCUUGUACUACAGUUUAGAGAAAAAGGGGAAUGUAAGUUCCCAACUUAAACACUAUAAUCCUUGGAGCAUGAAGUGUCACCAGCAGCAGUUACAGAGAAUGAAGGAGAAUGCAAAACAUCGGAACCAGUACAAAUUUAUCUUACUGGAGAACCUGACUUCCCGCUAUGAGGUGCCAUGUGUCCUGGAUCUCAAGAUGGGUACGCGCCAGCAUGGUGACGAUGCUUCAGAGGAGAAGGCAGCCAACCAGAUCCGCAAAUGCCAGCAGAGCACAUCUGCGGUUAUUGGUGUCCGUGUGUGUGGCAUGCAGGUGUACCAGGCAGGCAGCGGACAGCUCAUGUUCAUGAACAAAUAUCAUGGACGGAAGCUGUCGGUGCAAGGCUUCAAGGAGGCCCUUUUUCAGUUCUUCCACAAUGGGCGGUACCUGCGCCGUGAGCUCCUGGGCCCUGUGCUUAAGAAGCUGGCUGAGCUCAAGGCUGUUUUGGAGCGACAGGAGUCCUACCGCUUCUAUUCAAGCUCCCUGCUGGUCAUCUACGAUGGCAAGGAACGGCCUGAGGUGGCCCUGGACUCAGAUGCUGAGGACUUGGAGGACCUGUCAGAGGAGUCAGCCGAUGAGUCUGCUGGUGCCUAUGCCUACAAGCCCAUUGGUGCCAGCUCAGUGGACGUGCGCAUGAUUGACUUUGCACAUACCACGUGCAGGCUGUAUGGCGAGGACAGCGUGGUACAUGAGGGCCAGGAUGCUGGCUAUAUCUUUGGGCUCCAGAGCCUGAUAGACAUUGUUACAGAGAUAAGUGAGGAAGGUGGGGAGUGAGCUUGCUAGCUGCCCCAGCACCUGAGAGACUCUCUGUGUCCCAGGCACAGCUGUGCUGCGUCAGGGAGGAGGCCAGUAUGGUCAGGUGGUGGCCCCUGCAGCCUGGAGCUGAUGUGCAGAGGCCUCUCUGAGUCCCAGCCUGAGCCAGCCCUAACUGUGCUCGGAGUCUAUUUAUUUUAACUAUUUCUUCAACAUUCCACGUUUGAUGAUGCAGAUACCUCUUUCUUCCCUGAGUGUAAAUGUUCUAAUAUAGAUCUUUUUGUUAAUUGUA